CAUUCGACUGGGGUUUAUGUAGAACUGAACCAUUAUCAAGCUCAUCUCUCCUAAGUUCUUAAUGCAGCAAACAAGCAAAAGGAGCUAAGGAGAAGGAAAGAGUAGGUCAUGGAGUUUUUUGUGCAAUACCUGGACUUGAUCUUGGUCCCAGCAGGGCUGUUGAUAUUGUUCACCUACCAUCUCUACCUCCUCUACCGAGUCCUAAAAUAUCCUGCAACAACGGUAAUUGGCUAUGAGAACCUCAACAGAAUGGCAUGGGUUGAGUACAUGAUGCAGGGUGGGAGCAACACAAGCAUAGCAUUAUCUGUGAUAUCCUCCAACAUAACAAGCACAAUCUACUUCGCUACUAUGAGUCUUACACUAAGCUCUCUCAUAGGAACAUUGGCCGGAAACUCCUCUAGCUUUCUCUCCAAAAACAUAUUCAUAGUUGGAGACACAAGCUCCAACACAGUGUCUCUCAAGUACAUAAGCAUGCUUUUAUCUUUCAUGCUGGCCUUCGGUUCAUUUGUUCAGUCGGCGAGGUACUACGUCGAGGCUGAUUUCUACAUAAGCACACCGCUCGUCAACAUGCCGGUAACGUAUGUUCAGAGGUCGGCGAUAAGGGCGAAUAAUUUCUGGCAGCUUGGGUUGAGGUUGCUCUAUUUUGCUAUGGCUUUCUUGUUUUGGGGGUUUGGGCCGAUACCGAUGUUUGCUUCUUGCGUGAUUAUGGUGGUGCUUCUGAUUUUUUUGGACUCCAAUUCAAAGCCUUUGCACCAGUAUCAGUCAGGGAAGAAGAAGAAGAAGAAGGUGGAGGAUGUAUGAAUGGAUGAAUUGAUGUCAAUGUUCUUAGUAGUUCUGAGGAAUUUAGUUGAGAGUGCAACGGCCAAGCCAAGUUGAACUUUCUUUGUGUUGAAUUAAUUUGUUGGUAUUCAUUUUCCUUGUAUGACCUUAUCAUUGUAAGUGAUCAUCUUGGAGAGCCAAGCCAGGUUCCCUUCUUUUUUCCUCUCUCUUUUCUUUAGUUUUAAUAUAGCAUUACUAACGUUUUGUAA
Macadamia integrifolia is the source of this 1028-nucleotide messenger RNA. RefSeq lists its product as uncharacterized. The transcript has 2 exons. The record is from RefSeq and is a predicted model, not a curated record. The coding region runs from base 109 to 801 and encodes 230 amino acids. Lineage: Eukaryota; Viridiplantae; Streptophyta; Magnoliopsida; Proteales; Proteaceae.